This is a messenger RNA of Cooperia oncophora, 612 nucleotides long. NCBI's taxonomy places the organism in Eukaryota, Metazoa, Nematoda, Chromadorea, Rhabditida, Trichostrongylidae. The record is from the annotation of a GenBank genome assembly.
AUGACAAACAUGGCGGAAGCUAGUGAAGUUCGUUGCGUGGUGAUAGGCGAUUCAGCCAGUGGGAAGGAGAUGAUGCUCAAAAAAUACGCGUGCUAUUCUGGUGUUCCUUACGACAUCACGAAUGGACGAUUGGUGACUGCGUUCAAUGGCCACAAGUGCGUCUUUCUAGACUCAGCCCAAGUGAAUGAUGAUGAGCCUGUGCAUGUCUUUCUUCUCUGCGUGUCAGUUGCUCGGCAAGCCAUUGUUGAGGAAACGGCGAGAGUGAUACUGAAUACCGUACUUGACCGUAUUCAUGCGGUGCCGUUCGUCCUUAUCGGAACGCAAAUUGAGAAGCGCCUUCUAAUUAACUUCAACAACAUCAACGGUUACUGUAACGAGGCGAGCUAUCUACCUAUGCCGCUCCAUCGUGCUGAGAAGUUCGCAAAGCAGAUUGGCGCCAGCAAAUAUCUCGAGUGCUCGGAGGUUACCGGGGAAGGUCUUGAAGAGGUUUUCGAGGAGGCGUUUGAAAUCGGUCGUGCUCACGCGUUGGAAAAACUGAAAGGAUCGAGCCGACGGAAGUCUUUAAUGGGAACAGCGCGUAUGAAGAAGAUUGAGGGUUGUAUCACUCAGUAA